ACUGUGUAUGGUCUUCAGGGCAGGGUUAGGGACUCGGACACACCCAACAAGCUGCCUUUGGGGCUGAUAUAAACCAAGCCUCAGAUCAGAGCUGGAAUUGUCAGGUCAAAAGUAAUAUCAGGAAAGAAGCUGUGCUGCUGUACAGGUAAGUGAUCCUGCGCUUAGGAUGAAAAGGGGCAAUGGGAAUAAAUACAAUGAUUAGAGACGGCUGGGUGAGAGAUUGAAAUGUGAAUGGAUUGGUAUUUUGGUGUCACUGCUGUCAAUUCGCAACCUAUAUAUACAUUUAUUUCUUUCUUUAUGUUUAUAGUUAGCAUUUUUGUUUCCAUUCUGUAAAAUGCAACUUGCAACUUAAUUAGUGCAAUGUAUAACUUCCUGUGUCUUUGAAUGGGAUAUAUCAUGCUGUCACACUUAUUAUAUUAAUUCUGUUGCUCUGGUAAUGAUACCGUUCAGUCUAUUCGUGUCCUCUGCACAUCUCACGUGACUACAAAGCAGAAUUUGUUAGCCCCCAAAAUAUAAUAUUGUUAUAGAGUGUGUGUGUAUAUUAUAACUUUAAUAUCACUCCAACUUUUGUGGACUUUGUUUGUUCUUAAUUUAUAAUUUUGAUUCAGUGUUAAUUGUUUGGUUUUCAAACUAAACAAAUAUUUUUAUUUAAUUGUUUUUUUGGAAAUAAAAUUACUGUUUGUUUUUCCUUGAGGACUGGGUGAGGACAAAUCUUCUGUAGUAUUCAAAUGUAUCUCACUCUGGAGAUCUUAAAUAACACAUGAUUUAUGUCUCAAAUCCUCCCACUCACCUGAACCUGUCCUCAUUUAGGCUUUGUGUAAAAACGAAAGAUCUUGGGGGUAGUGUUGUGUUUUUUUUGGUUCGCGAUUGAAUAGAACAUUCUAUACAUACAAAAUCUAGCUAGCUCUACAGAUGUGACAGAAGGCUGGAUGCAGAAACGUUGGGGUGUUUAUGAGUCUCCAGGUCUGGGUUAGUUAUGCCCUAGGGUUUCUUCAUAUUUUGGAUUUGCAGUGAGCAUUUCAGUGCCUGGGUUUGUGUGCAUGGUUCAUUUUCUACAUGUAUGCACUUUGCACUCUUCUAUGUAAUAUUAUGUGUGCUUGCAGUUUAUUACUUUUCUUCACAUGACUUAUAGAACAAGAACAUUGCCUGGCUGCUAGGUCAUGGCAUGAUCAUCAACAAUGAACUGUCACUCAUUGUGGUCAAAGUUAUCUUGCUAGAUAUGGUCCAAGUGGUGAUUAUGGCUGUAGUUUUAUCUAAUUGAUCCUAUUUAGGAGGAAUGGUGCAUACUUUUUGGCCCAAAUCCAUCAGUUUCUCUCUUCUAUCCUAAUGUUUCUUUAAACAACGAUAAAUGUGUUUAGAAAUCAGGCUGUGUCAGACGUGGGCACACCUCGUUGCCCGCACAGUGUGUCUCCAUGGGCUGGUGAGGGAAAUCAAAGACCGCCCUCACCAGCCCACAGGGAGGGAGGAGACGACCUGGGGAGUUCUUGCCAGCAGUUCCAGGGGUUUCCUUUAUUGCGAGGCCGGAGAAUUGCCAAGGGUUCACUCACACUAGGACCGUUAGGGAUGGCAGCAAUGAUUCUCCCCACCCUCCCCUCAGGCAAAAGGUAAGACAGGAGGGGGGCUAUUUCCUAAUCUGUCUCCCUACCCCCACACUCCAUUCCUCCAAACCGAUUAGCACCUUCACACACAGUACACCAACAGCACACACAGUGUGUAUGUGUGUAGCUGCACACCCCUAUAGGCUGUCUAAAUUAGAUACAUUGUUCUUCUUCCACAUUAUAUUUUAGUUAUAAAUUGUUAAUAUUAAGUACUUGUUAUUAGAACAGCCCCAUCUCUGCCACACCCAAACAUGUCCCUCUUUGUCCAUUUGACAUGUUGAGCAAUAUGGCUUUUCGUACUUAGACCAUGAGGCAGCCUCACCUGAGGGAACAGGAAGGGAAAAAGGUGGAAAAACAUCUGAAUGUAAUAGUGUUUCUCUAGAGGUCCAGAUUCCAUGCUAUAUCCUGUGAUGAAAUGGCUCUUCUCUUGCAUAGAACUGUAAAUAAACUGUUAGCUCAAUAUUUUGUUUGUUUUGAUGCCAACAAAUGCAAGAAAACCAUGCAUGCCCUGCAUUUUCAUUGGUACUAAACCAUCGUCAUCCUUCAUACUUGUCAUCAGGAGUUUUAUUUGGCAAAAUAGGAACCGUCAAUAUAUUUGCUAAUUUUGGGCAAAAAUAGACAAAUCUAGAAUAGAUAAACUGGCCAAUCUGCUCAUACCUGGACCAUUUUCCAAGUUUGCUGCCUAAAACUUUCCAUUUUCACUUUACUGAAUACGACCACAGGUCUCCGCUGUUAGCAGUUCGUAUAACGUAAAACCUGCAAAAAAAAGCCUUUUCUAUAAAACGCUGACAUUAUAGUAUCCUGCCUAGUCUAUAAUAAUCUAUGUGCUGAUUACAUGAAGAUGACUACAGGACCAUCCAACUAAAUGUCUUGGGAAAAUUGUAUUUUUUAUUAAGAGUAUUCAAGUAUGCUGAAUUGUGACGGAUUCUAGUAACUUGCUCUGACUUUUGAGUGUGCAUAAGUAUAUAAAGGCUGUGUUUUAAUGAGACCAUAACCUUGACACCUUCCAGCGAUUACACUGAUUAAACAUGUUAAGAGUUAAUGACUCUCUGCUAUAAGUUUCAACUUGUUCUACUGGCCUCUGACUUAACUUGUUAAGCAUUUGAUGCUCUCUCUAGGAAUGUCAUCAAUCACCUGACAAAUGACAGAUCCGAAUCACAGGAAUGGCUGCUGAUGCCCUGUCUUCCAGAGUUCAUAUUUCUAUUUUAUUGAUAUGUAGAAGAUGUAAUGUUUAUGUACAGAGAUGACCACUUUUGCAAAUGUAAACAACGGAGUGUUGAAAAUCUCCAAUGCAGUGUGUUCUGUUCACAAAACUGUCAGACAACAUGCACUUUUUUUUUUGUUUUUUUUGUUCUACUUUGGUUUUUUUCCCUCCUUGGGAGACUGGACAGGCAAGUAAAAGAUCAGAUUAAAUUCCCACAAACAACUUGUAUAUGAAAUGACUUUGAGGUAGGGGUAACUGUAAAUGAAAAGGACUUCAAAACAAUUAAGAUAACAAAUUGGGCAACUAACAGUAUAAAACUACCCUUUGCUAUAGCAAAGUAGGGGAUUUCAUGUAUUAAGAUAUGUUGAUUAAUGUUAUCCAAAUAUAACUUGCUUCUUAUACAUGUGUUGUAAAGGAUAUUGCAAAAUAAAGCGUAUGGAAUCCCCUUAAGACUGGAAACCUAGUUUGUGUUCUAACCUGUCCAUUAGCUGGAAUAGACACCAGACAAGAGCUCACCCAUUGAGACUGGAAGAAAGGCGUUUUCACCUACUGCAGAGGAAAGGAUUCUUUACAGUAAAAACAAAAAAGAUGUAUAAUUCUGUCUAAAGGAGUUGUCUUAUAUUUUUUUAAAGAUAUUUUAAAAAACAGAAUAUUUACAUAUAAUAUAUGAGCAGGUUGUUGAUCAAAAGAGAAUAUAUAACAUGGACGUUAGUUAGUUAUUUUUUUUUUUUUAAAUGGAAGUUUGAUAUUUUAACAAAGAUAGUGAUUAGAGAUGAGCGGACACCUGGAUGUUCGAGUUUGGCCGAACUUCUGCAAAAAGUUCGAGUUCAGACUCAAACUUGACCCCGAACCCCACUGAAGUCAAUAGGGACUUGAACUUUUGGGCACUAAAAUGACUCUAAAAAAAGUCCUGGAAAGGGCUAGAGGGCUGCAAAAGGAAGUAAAAUGGGGUAAGAGUAGGACAAGUGCCCUGCAAACAAAUGUGGAUAGGGAAAUCACUUAAAAUAACAUAAAAAUUUUAAUUGGGGUAGCCACCAAAAUAUUGGGACAUAUAAAAAAAGAAAACAAAGAAUAAGUGCUCUUGAGUAUAACAAUGGCUGGGUGAGGCUGGUAUAAAUUUCUAUUCUGCACAAGGUACAGACAAGUCUGGUGGGAUCCAUGCCUGGUUCAUUUUAAAAAAAACGUGAGCUUGUCCACGUUGGCUGUGGACAAGCGGCUGCGCUUGUCUGUGAUAACGCCCCCUGCCGUGCUAAACACUCCUUCAGACAAUACACUGGCUACAGGGCAAGCCAGCACCUCCAAGGCAUAAAGGGCAAGCUCAGGGCAUGUGCCCAAUUUGGAGACCCAGAAGUUGAAUGGGACAGACCCAUCAGUCAGUACGCGUAGGCGUAUGCACACGUACUGUUCCAGCAUGUUGCUGAAAUGCUGCCUCCUGCUAAGACGUUCCAUAUCAGAUGGUGGUGCUGGUUGUUGUGGCGUGCUAACAAAACUUUUCCACAUUUAGGCCAUGCUAACCCUGCCUUCUGAGGUGCUGGAGGUGCCCCAGCUGUGUUGGCGACCUCUUCCUUCUCCUUGUGUUUCCACUGAGCCUCCGCUGUCAGUUGGGAAUGCCCUCAGCAGCGCGUCUACCAGCAUGCGCUUGUAGUCGCGCAUCUUCCGAUCACGCUCCAGUGAGGGAAUUAAGGACGGCACGUUGUCCUUGUAAUGGGGAUCCAGCAGGGUGGCCACCCAGUAAUCAGCACAUGUUGGAAUGUGGGCAACUCGACAGUCGUUGCGCAGGCACUUUGGUGACUCUAGAUAACCUUGGGCCGAUCGCACGUCCCCGUGACGGCAACAAAGCAUUUGAAUGUCUACCCUAUCAACUUUCGAUGGUACUUUCUGCGCCUACCAUGGUGACCAUGGGGAAUCGGGGUUCAAUUCCAGAGAGGGAGCCUGAGAAACGGCUACCACAUCCAAGGAAGGCAGCAGGCGCGCAAAUUACCCACUCCCGACGCGGGGAGGUAGUGACGAAAAAUAACAAUACAGGACUCUUUCAAGACCCUGUAAUUGGAAUGAGUACAUGUGGCAAACCUAGCCACUUGUAAUACUCUGGACUAUAUGCAUAAAAAGGCUGUCUUCACUAAUCCCUGUAACUUCAUGUAUAACCUAGAUCUACACUGUGUGUUACUGUGUGUUUGCAUAGAAUUCGUAUGCUAGCAGCCGAAAGCCGCUAGCAUUCAUGUUUCGUUUCACGAACAGCAACCUUACUGGCUGUUCAUGAACCGAAUGAGCUACCCCCUAAUAGCCCACACAUAGAGGGUCGUGUGGCGCUCAUUAACCAAUUGCAACAAUGUUGCAAUCGGUAAUUAGAGACUUUCCUAGGUGGCCGUCGUUCGGCUACUGACCACGUGGCGGUCGGCCAUCUUGGAUCCUUUGUCUCACCAGCGGUGUUUGGUUGUUGAGCGCGUGGAACUGAAAACGGCUACUCGACGGCGCGAACAGCGCUGGACUUCCAGGCCGUUCGGGAGCUCCGGUCUCUCGUUAUUGUGGUUCCCCAUUGGUGUUCGGUACUUUUAGGCGAACGCGAUGGCAAAGUGUAUUUCGUGCGGUGUUCGGUUGUUUUAGCUGGGAUCUGAGCGGUAUUCCCACGAAUUGUGCGCUCAGACCCCAGCUAUCUACCGAACGUCCAUUCAUUUAAAUAAACCGAAUAGUAUAAAAGUUAUGUAUUUAAAUGUAAAAUGCCGGUUCUGCUGCACGGAGGGAUAAUCCACUUAACGGUGUAUUCCAGUUGGAGUUUCCCUCUCGUGCAGCAGUGCCUGAUGGGAGAAAUGCCCAGAAUGUUAAGUCCGCCAUGUAGUCCCCUGCUAUGUCAGUAGGGAAACCCCUUGCACGGGGACUUGCAUAAAUACUGGAGCUGUGAAUAAAAACCUUAGUUGACUCCCAGAACUGUGUUUCAUCUGGUUACUGGGGGAUUUGGGAUAUUGCCUUACUUUUCAGCGCUUGACUGUGGAUUACCUUCCUUUACCAGCGGAGAUCGUGGAAUUUAAUAUUGCCGCUCCGCUACCGUACACUUUAAAUCCUUUAACUCUGAUCAAUUGGAGGGCGAGUCUGGUGCAGAACAACUGCCCCAUGCGUGCUGCAGCUGAAACUCUACUAAUGCCUGCUGCUGCUCAGUCUCUCCAGCAUGUGCAAGGUGGAGUUCCACCUUGUGUGCAUGUCGCAUAUGAGGCGGUGAGCGGGAAGGCCGAAGUUACGCUGCAGCACGGACAGGCGAGCAGCAGCAGGGUGAGAAUGCCGAAAGCACGCACAGACAGCCCGCACUUUCUGCAGCAGCUCUGAUAUAUCUGGGUAGUUUUUCAGGAAUUUCUGCACCGCCAAAUUCAGCAUAUGCGCCGGGCAAGGGAUGUGCGUCAAACCAGCAGGCACAUAGCUGCUACGAGAUUUUGCCCUUUAUUGCACACCACCAGGCCGGGCUUGAGGCUCAGUGGCAACAACCACUCAUCGGUCUGUUGUUCCAUGCCUGUCCAGCUCCUGUGUGGUGUGGGGUUUCCCCCCCAAACAUAUGAGUUUUAAAACCGCCUGCUGUAGUUUCCCCCUGGCUGUGCUGAAGUUGGUGAAGGUGUUAUGCUGACCUGAUGAGGAGGUGGCAGAGGAAGAGGCAAAGAAAUGCCCUGCAAUCCUCGGCGGAAGGACAUGUGCCAAACUGCUAUCCGCCUCAGGCCCAGCUGCCAGUACAUUUGCCCAGCGUGCAGCUAGGGAGAUAUAGUGUCCCUGCACGUGCUUACUGGUCCACGUAUCAGUGGUUAUGUGUACCUUGCCACAGAUGGCAUUGGGCAGUGCACACCUAAUUUUGUCCGCCAAUUGGUUGUGCUGGCUCGCCUGGAAAAGUGGUGGCGGCUGGGAACCAUGUACUGUGGGGCAGCCACCGCCAUCAGGUUUUUAAAACUGUCUGUCUCCACCAGACUGAAUGACAGCAUUUGAAAGGCCAGGAAUUUUGGAAUGCUGGCAUUCAGGGCCAGUGAUCGCGGUUGGGUAGGGAGUUACUUCCUCUUUCUCUCCAGUGUUUGGGAGAUGGACAGAUGACUGCUUCCAUGGGACAGUGUGGAGAUGCUUGGGGGCGUUGCUGCCACAUCCUGUUUGCUGGGUGGCAGGUGCCACUGUCACUCGAGAGGUGGAGGAAGAGGCUGAGACAGCAGCAGAAGAGGAAGCAGGAGGAGCCUAAAACCUUUCUUGUUUUUUGAGGUGCUUACUCCACUGCAACUCGUGCUUGGCAUGUAGAUGCCUGGUCAUGCAGGUUGUGCUCAGGUUUAGCACGUUUAUGCUUUGCUUUAGGCUCUGAUUGCACAGCGUGCAAGCCACUAGUGUCUUGUCGUCCGCACAUUGUCUGACCUGCCAAGCCAGGGAACUCCUUGGAGCUGGCUCUGGUGUGUUCGGUCCCUGGGUGCGGUGGGCAGUAGCAGGCGUACUGUCUAGGGGACGGCCGCUCCACUUUUGCACCCUGCUCCCUCUCCUGCUGUGCUAGUGUCUCUCUGCGACCACCACCUCUUCCUCCAAACUGGACACGUAACUCGCAUGACCUUGAUUCCAUGUGGGUUCUAAGACCUAAUCAUCCUCCACAUCAUCUUCCACCCUCUCCUCAACCCUACCCUCCUUGCUGGUCUGCACCGGAGAAAGCCAUAGCAGUUGGCACCUGUGUUUCGUCAUCAGAUGUGCUGCAGUGGUCCUCACAUGUCCACAUCCUGACACAUAAGUAGUUGUGCAUCAGUGCACUCAAUCUCUUCCACUUCUGGGGCAGGGCUAGGUGGACGGCCCAUGGAACCCCCUGCCAGCAGAGUCAUCAAAAGGCAUAAGAAUGCUGCAUGACUUGUGGCUCAAACUGCUUGGCUGAUUUGCAAGGGGGUGAGGUGAAAGACAGAUGGUCUGCAGGUGCCAACUUUGAGCUUUCAGCAAGGUACCGAGUGGAAGACAAUAUAAAGGAAUUGGAGGCACUGUCAGCCAUCCAAUCUACGAUUGCCUGUACUUGUUCUGGCCUCACCAUUUGUAGAGCGGCAUUUGGGACUACCAAAUAACGCUGAAGGUUCUGUUGCCUACUCGCACCUGAGGAAGGUGUUUUACGUGUGUGUAGCUGGCACAGAUCGACCACGUCCUCUCCUUGCAACAGGAGCUCCAGCAGCACCACGACCAGGGCCACCAGAGCCAAGGCAUUUGAUACAGUUCCACACAAUAGAUUGGUGUUCAAACUCAAGGAAAUCAGUCUAGAUGAGAAUGCUUGUUCUUUGAGUACAAAGAGUUGUCAUUAAUGGUAAACUUUCAAGCUGGACAGAGGCGGCAAGUGGUGUCCCUCAGGGGUCUGUUCUGGGACCCCUUCUAUUUAACAUGUUUAUAAAUGAUCUUGAAGAUGGCAUUGAAAGUCAUGUUUCAGUGUUUGCAGAUGACACACAACUCUGUAAAAUAAUAAAAUGUGAGCAAGCUAUUACUUUGCCGCAGAGGGAUUUAGAUAGACUGGGGGACUGGGCACUCAAAUGGCAGAUGAAAUUUAAUGUUGAAAAAUGCAAAGUUAUGCACUUAGACAUAAAGAAUACACAUGCAACGUAUACCCUUAAUGGAAGCGAAUUAGGGAUAACAACACACGAAAAGGACUUGAAUUGUUAUAGACAAACCAUGCAACAAUGUGCAAUGUCAAUCCGCAGUGGCCAAGGCCAGUAAGGUAUUGUCAUGCAUGAAAAAGGGCAUUCAUUCUCAGGAUGUGAAUAUAAUUUUUGCCUCUUUAUAUAAAUCACUGGUAAGACCACAUAUUGACUAUGCUGUGCAAUUUUGGGCACCUGUUCUAAAGAAGGAUAUUAUGGCACUAGAAAAAAAUGCAGAGGUGGGCUACAAAAUUAAUAAAAGGAAUGGAACAUAUCCGCUAUGAAGAAAGGUUUGAAUUUGUUAACUUAUUUAGUUUAGAAAAACGUCGCCUGAGAGGGGAUAUGAUAACAUUAUACAAAUAUAUUCGGGGCCAAUACAAACCAUUGUGUGGAAAUCUAUUCACAAACCGGACUUUACAUAGGACACGAGGCCAUGCGUUUAGACUAGAAGAAAGAUUUUGUCUAAGGCAAAGGAAAGGGUUUUUUUUUUUUUUUUUACUGUAAGAACAAUACGGAUGUGGAAUUCUCUGCCUGAAGAAGUGGUUUUAUCAGAGUCCGUACAGAUGUUCAAACAGCUACUAGAUGCAUACUUGCAAAAACAGAAUAUUCAAGGAUAUAAUCUUUCAAUGUAGGGUAAUAACUGCUUGAUCCAAGGAUAAAUCAGACUGCCAUUCUGGGGUCAAGAAGGAAUUUAUUUUUUCCUAGCUUGUUGCAAAAUUGUGCUUCAAACAGUUUUUUUUUUUUUUGCCUUCUUUUGGAUCAACAGCAAAAAACAAAUGUGAGGAAGGCUGAACUUGAUGGACGCAAGUCUCUUUCCAGCUAUGUAACACCAGAAUUCUUUCCUAAUCUUUCCCUCACAGCUGCAGCAUCCUCUCUCUACACUAAUAAGAGCUCAUGUGACUCCAUCUUAUAUAGAGGCUGGGUCACAUGCUGCACUGGCCAAUCACUGCCCUGCAGCUUUUCAAAAUGCGCCAUUAAAUCACCGAUCCCGAACUGUUACUGAAAUGUCUGGGGUCAAAAAAAUCAUAAUGUUGGGGUUCGCUCAUCUCUAAUCGUGAUUGAUUAGAUUUCGAUUUUAUAGGAGUUUAUAAACUUGUUGUAGACUCUUUGGAGUCUAUGUAGGUAUUUCAUUUCUAAUUAACAGUACUAUCUAGACUCUGGAAAACACACUCCAGUAAUUCCUUAUUAAUUUAGACUGUGUGGAACCUGAACUCCUUAUGUUAAGUUACCUCUCUUACAAUCUAUUAAAGCCCAGGAGGCGGCUGCUGAGCCUCUAAAAAAAAAAAACAAAAAAAAAAAACUUGCAUGUCCCACCUUCCAAUGUAUUAAGGGAGAAACGAGAGUCUACUUGCAGACAAAGUUGUUAAAUGGACAGUCAGUCCUAUCUCAUUAUUUAUUAGUAUGUGUCAUUUUGUUAUUUGGGUAAGUUUUUCACAUGAUUAAAUAUUUUGAGUUUUUUUUUUCAAUAUUUUUAAAAUGUAUGAAGCGUUUUAAAUUAUGAAAGGCCAAAGUCCUAAAUCUGCCCGCACACACUCCCUGAUUUUAUCUUGUAUUCACAGGUUGACUACAAACAUGGAUCCUGCCACAUCAGAAAACGCCCCAGGUGAGUACAUUUUUAAGUUAUUUCUUCCACUCUUGAAAGUCCAGUUGUAGCAGCGUGGAUGGAGAUGCCCUCCAUCUGUACAGAGAGAAUACAAGUAAUGUUAAUUACAGAUCUACAUCUCCGAAUUAGGAGCUGUCAGUUUAGGAUUAGAACAUGUGUUGCACUUCUUACCUUCCCUGAAUGAACCUGUUACUUUUUAGUUCCAUCUACUUUUGUUUGGUGGUAGAUCAGGGCCCUUCCCGUGGAUCCUCCUGCAUACUAGUUGUAGAUGAACCAACUUUAAAGUCCUGUGACUCUUCAUCUAAAGUCACAUCAGGAAGCAUUAGUUAAUAGAACAUAAUGCCAUUUUCACCCCCUUUCCUUGGCAGACAAACUCUGUACUGAUUGCUGUAUUAAACUGGAGGGUGACGUCAAAUAUAAAAAAUGACUUUUUUUUUGUAGUGUCACUGUAUCUUUCAGUGUGUGUAUAUGUGAAGUGCGUUUUGUGUGUUAAUGUGUGUGUGUGCAUACAUCCUAGCAAUCAAACCCCAACAUAACAUGAAAACACACCCCUGCAAACACAAACAUUACAUACAGGGCUGCCAUCAGAAAUGUUGGGGCCCCUGACACAGCUCAAGGUCUGGGCCCCCCUGUGCCUGCACCUGAGUCCGCCCAAAGUGCUGCCCCCCCCCCGAGGGAUGCAGUGUCUGCAGGGCCGGUUCAUUCCUUCCCCCCCUACCAUUUCAUUCAUUCCUCCCCCCCUCCCAUUUCAUUCAUUCCUCCCCCCCUCCCCCUAUUUCAUUCAUUCCUCCUAUUUCAUUCUCCUCCUAUUUCUCUCUAUUUAAUUCCCCCUCCCAUUUCAUUUCACAUCUAUUCCCCUCCCAUUUCAAUUCCUCCCUAUUUCUCAUUCAUUCCCUCCCAUUUCUAUCUAUUCCUCCCAUUUCUCUAUUCCUCCCUCCAUUUCAUUCAUUCCUCCCUCCUAUUUAUCUAUUCCUCCUCCUAUUUUAUCUUUCCUCCCCUCCUAUCAUCUAUUCCUCCUCCCAUUUCUAUCUAUUCCUCCUCCCAUUUCAUCUAUUCCUCCUCUCCUCCCAUUUCAUUCAUUCCUCCCUCCCAUUUCAUUCAUUCAUUCCUCCUCCCAUUUCAUUCAUCCUCCCAUUUCUCCCCCUCCCAUUUCAUUCAUCCCCCUCCCAUUUCAUUCAUUCCUCCCUCCCAUUUAUCUAUCCCAUUUCUCCAUUCCUCCUCCUAUUUAUCUAGCUCCGUAGCUAGCUGUGCUUCUUCAGUCUGCCGAGCUGAAGAUGACGCUCGCAUCAGUACAGUGCGAGGGAGCUGAAGAGGAAGCACACAGCGAGUGCUCCCUCGCCGCCGCCCGCCCGGUGACUGCAGGGCCAGCCUCUGGGGGGCCCUGAGGUGACCGGCUGCUGGGCCCCCCAGGAGAAGAGGCUGGCCCUGUGGGUACAUACCGGGUCGCAGGGCCCCCUGCGACCCGGUAUGUACCCACUGAAUGUGGGGCCCGGACGACCUGAGCAGUCCGGGCCCCCCAGGACCGCCGGGCCCAUGACAACCGUUACGGUUGUCAUGCCCUGAUGGCGGCCCUGAUUACAUACAAAAAUGCCCCUGAAUUCAAACUCCAUAACUAUAUACAAACACACCCCUGCAAACACAAACACCAAUAUUACACACAUGCAUUUAAAAACAAACACUACAAAUGCAAACAUUACAUACAAAAGCACACCUGCUCCUAAGUAUUACAAUCUGUUUACUAUCUGUGUGUGUGUGUGUGUAUGCCAAAAAACUCAAUUUGCACAAAAAGGAACCUAAUACUCUGCUAAUUAAAAGGUUUGUGUUUACGGUGCAAAUUUUCUUGUGGGUGCGGGGGUUUCCAUGAUGUUGGUACACCAUGUCAAAGGGUUGCACAGGAAAAAUUAAUUGGGAACCCCUGUAUUAGACAUAAACCCUAGAGAUUAUAACGUCUAUAGAGAUGUCAGGCUUAUUUGAUAUUAAAACUUUUGUCAUAUGUUUAAACGAAAGUCUCGCUUUAUACCAGCAUUGUGCUAUGGUUCUUAAACAUAAAGGAACACUACAGUAUCUAGUUAAAGGGAUUCUCCAGUGCCAGGAAAACCUUUGUUUCCCUGGCACUGCAGGACCCUCUAGUGCCCCUCCCAUCCCAAGUUACCGAAGGGGUUAAAACCCCUUCAGUGGCUUACCAGAGUCCAGCGCCGAUGUCCCUCGACACUGGGUCAGGCUCCACCUUCUCUCCUCCCCAGCCGACCUCCCCUUGGGAAAGCAUUGAAUAACACUUUCAUUGCUUUCCUAUGGGAUUUCCUCAUUGCUGGAGGUCCUCACAUAGCGUGAGGACGUCCAGCGUCAUUUUAAAACACUUCAUGUUCUAUGAACACGGAAGUCCCUCUAGUGUCUGUCUAGUAGUUGGUCACUAGAAGACUUAACCCCGCAAUGUAAAUAUUGCAGUUUAUGAAAACUGCAAUAAUUGCAAUUGCAGGGUUAAGGGUAGUGGGAGUUGGCACCCAGACCACUCCAACGGGCAGAAGUGGUCUGGGUGCCUGGAGUGUCCCUUUAACCAAAGUUAAGUUGUUAUGGCGCCAAUAGAAUAUACAAAUAGGUGUAACUAAUACAUUCUAAUAUCAAUAAUAGGCUGCAACACACAAAGAAGGGCCUGUGACCUGAAAUAGAAAAAAUCAAAAGUGUGUUCACUCAAAGUGUAAAUGUAUCACCACUUAAAACCCCCAAAUUUCAAUGUAACCAAAAGUAGGAUAUAUAGUCUCCCACUGAGGGAGUCUAGAGACAGGGGCUUUACUAGCCUAAAAGAGGGGAAAUGAAACCCAACCUUUAAUCAAUCUAUGGAUAUGCAUAAAAGAGAAGGGGGGGAGGGGGGGAGGAGGGGGAUUGGGAUUGGUGUCUGAGAUCUGAAGCACUUCUCUUAUAUGAAUGGGAAAACUUAUCAUCAAACAGUCCUGCAUAGUGAUCAAGGGAGCCAAAUUAUGGAUAGAUAGAAACACUGAGUGCAAACAGAUCUGCACCAGAGUGUGUAAUAACCUGUGGAAAUAAAAAUAUGGGGUAUCACCACUAACACACAGAACCAACUCAGAAUAAACUCCACUUAGUGGACCCAUGUACUAAAUUUAACAUCCAGUUGUGUCACUGAUUUUAUCAAGUUGUAUAAAUCCUCCUAUCCAUACGUACUGUAUGGAUAGUAGUAUUUAUCGAGAUAAAAUCUAUUUUUGAAAGAUUGACAUCAUCUUAAUCUGGGUGACUUUACAGACUUUGUCACACUUCUGAAUACUAACAAUCUGAGAUUUGCAAGUGAAGUGGGGGGGUAGGAACCUUAAUUUCUUGGAUCUAACGGUCUGUAUCGGAAAAUCACCUCUAAUGGUGUCCUGGACUGGACCAGCCACCAUUCACCAAGAUUAAAGGCCAGUAUCCCUGUUGGCCUAUACCGAAGAUUGCGCAGGAAUUUCUCUUAACUUAAGGAUUUUAAAACUAAAGCUUGCGAUGUUAGAAAACCCUUUAGAGAAAAGGGAUAUCCUAAUAGAGUACUCAAGAGAGCCUACUGCAGAGCAAUCCGAGCCGACAGGGAUGCUGUAAAACAGAAUAUAUGGGAUACCGGGCGCUUACAGCAAAAAAGAAUACACAAGUGCAGCCUAAAACACUCAAAGUGUAUUGUCACAAAGUACACUUAACCAGGCACAAAAAUACCACAGAGAAGUGUCAAAGCGCACACUGUGGUACUUAAUUACCUUUAAUUCAAAAUAAGAUGUAGUAGGUUUUUUCCCUUGGUAGGAACCCUAAACAAUGUAAAUACAAAGCAGAGGGACCAUAUUGUAACCUGUUUACAUAAAUAUAACAGUGAUACAAUAAAAAUGGAACACUCACACUUUCCAGAGCCCUUAGAGUGAACUGUAAGGGCAUGUCCUCCACAAAAGGGAUGGUUGUAUAAAUGUAUCGUUGGAACCUUGAGGCUUCCAGAUGAAAAGCAGGAACCAGGUAAAAGUAUAACUAUAUAUUUAUUCCAACUUGUAAUUAAAACAAUGAUUUGUCAUGUUCUGGAAUUCUCUCAGUCCAAAACUCCACUGUCCUUAAAUUCUGAAUCAUUAUAUACCCCAUCCUAGAGUAUAUUCGGAUGCUUCCGUGACUAAUGGCUUUCACAGUACGUAUGGAUAGUAUUAUUAUUCCAAGUUGAUAACAUCAGUGGCUCAGUCAGGACGUUAAUAAUUUCAUUUAGUACAUAGGUCCACUAAGUGGAGUUUAUUCUGAGUUGACUAUGUGUGUUAGUGGUGAUAUGUGCCACAGGUUAUUACACACACUCUGGUGCAGAUCUGUUUGCACUCAGUGUUUCUAUCUAUCCAUAAUUUGGCUCCCUUGAUCACUAUGCAGGACUGUUUGAUGCUAAGUUUUCACAUUCAUAUAAGAGAAGUGCUUCAGAUCUCACCAGACACACCAAUCCCCGUCCUGUAUGAACUCAAUGAUAGGAAGGAUAUACCCUUCCAUACACCAACAAGCCUUCUCCCAGCCAUAUCCUUUUUUUAUGGGGUUUUGCCUUACCCUUACGGAUUGUGAGUUUCUUACCAUCUUGAAACAUUUGUUUACAUUUUAGGUGGCUCCCCCCCUCACCUUGCCACUCCUAGAGUUUUAACCAGUCAGGUUACUUAGGGGGGUGGGUUGAUGACCUCCCACAGAGAACAGCUGAUGGUACUUGUUAGUUAAUGAUAAGGACAUAAAACUGACAGACAGGCUGCCCACAGUAGUAUGCUCCUGACGACAGCUUGCUGACACGCGAAACGCGUGUCAAUCUUUCUGUUUCUUUCCUUUCACACCUCACUAGGUAGCACAAUUUUCAUACCAUUGUGUUUAUCUUCUUUUUAGGGAGGUUUAUUUCACGUUUUUCUUUUUCUUUGGCAAGCUGUAAUAGGGAGAGAUGGUUCAGGUAGACCUUAGUGGCUUGUCCACCGUGUCGAGGUAAUCUAAGGGAAGGCCUUCUAAGUUUUUGUUAGGUUUGAUUAGAUUCUCCAAUCUCCUACUUAUCUUUCCCUCUUACCUGACAUAUCUGCCUAUCCAUUUAGUCGGUUGCUAGAGGGAACGGGGUACUUUAGCACCAUAAUCAUGGUAGUAACAGUAGUUACAUUUUUGUUACACUAUAUUCAAGAGCUAAAUUGUCUUCCUCUGGUUCCCCCAUUUCCUGUGAGUUAGAGCACUGUAGCUCACAUAUCCCCGUUGCACCGUUUAGCUAAUCUGCCUUUUUUCCUUUUGGCUUGCCUUUUAUGCAUAUUCCUAGAUUGAUUAAAAGUUGGGUUUCCUUCCCUUUUCCCUCUUUUUAUAUUUUUAUGCCAGUGAAGCCCCUGCCCCUAGUCUCUCUCAGUGGGACACUAUAUUUCCCACUUUUACGCUAUUAGAGGGUUAUGCCCUCAUCCUAUGAGCUCCACUAUAGGUGGUCACAGGGCUGCAACCCACUAGCCCUUAAUUUGCAUCCAGGCUCCUGGACUGCACUGCUGUUUUCCUUUAUCCUUUGUUAUAUUCAAUAUAAGCAAAAGUAGCUGUCAAUAAGCUACAGUUUCUACUGGAACAAAGGUCUAGUUCUCACCCAAAAAAAGGCUAUUUGAGACCAAAGGGGCCUCACUCCUUGGCAAGGACCCAAAUCUAUAUCUAUAUCUUAAUGGUAACCAGCUUGACAGUCUAUGGGGAGAAAUAUCCAAAAAUACAGAAUACAUAAAAACCGGGCUGGGGAAAAAACAAGAAGAUGUGUGAAAAAAAAAACCCCAAACUCUAUCCAUUUCAGUUCAUUGACGUGGUCUGCGUGCAGUGCCCCUGUCAGUUUAACCUUGCCAUAGUAAUUGUUGCAGUUAUCGAGAAACUGCAAUAAUAACCUUGCAGGGUUAUCUCUACCUCUAGUGGCUGUCUAAAAGUCACUAGAGAUGUUUUCAGAUGAUGAGGAAACUUUUGGUUGCCUAACUGACACUGGACUUCCUCACUCUAUGCAUGACAACAUCAGCGUCCUAUAGGAUUGCCCUAAUGCGAUCACUAGUUAGUGCCGAGGCAGAGCCUGACCCUCGGCACUGGGUUUAGGUAAGUGACAAAGAGGUUAUAACAAACUGGAGCCUGUUUUCCUUAGGACGUUUGGUUCUGACCUACACUGUCUGGCAAUUCUUUUCCAAUAUGGAACUAACAAACGCGAUACCACUGCUCCAGAUCAGUACUUAGUUGUUCCAUUCAGCUAUAUGAAUAUGUGAAAUCUCUAACAAAGUCAGUCCUAAAACACUUUUUUUUUUUUUCUUCUCUGUCCCUAUUCCACCUCCCUCUAUUUGUAGAAACUGCAAACAGUCAAGAACUUCCACCUGUGGGAAAAGAAUCAGAACCACCUACUUACCCAGAACCUGGUAGGUCUAUUGCUUUAGUUACAGGGUCCCUCCCAAAUAAUGUAAAUAUAAAUAUUUUGAUAGAUGCUGGAUACGCCAUCUUGUAUCUGGCUCAUUGUGGAAGUUGGCCACAACAAAAGCCAGUUCCAAACACUCCUGUAGGUUGAAUAUGCUAUACUUACUGUUUUUACAAAGUACUGAUACAAUAACGGCAGUAAAAAUAUGCCUCUUGUCUCUCAAACCUCCCAUCAUUUAGCCCCUAUGAACAGGUUUUAUAGUACAGACCGCACUCAUUACCUUUUUAUUAGGGACAGGUCCAGUUCCUUACAGUGUGGUCUAGUGAACAUGUAGCACCUCCACCAACUUGGUGUUUUAGAAGACACAUUGGAAUUUUGUAUACAUAUCCAAUCUUUCCUAUUUACCCAAUCUAUUUUCAGAGAUUGCAGAAUGUCAAGCUAUCCCUCCUCCGGUUCCUGAUGCAGAAGAGUCAGAACAGCCUAAAACCGACCCAGAACCUGGUAUGUCCAUGUCUAGUCAGAGAUCCUUGUUCACACAUUGCAGUCCUAGAACGUUUAGCUGCUAUCGCUGACCAAAGCAUCAUAAAGAAUUUUCAAAACCUGUAGGUGUUUAAAGUAGCACGAUUACUUUAUCAUUUUAAAACCAUGUUACUUCAUUUCAAACAGAGCUGUAGUAAUUGAGAUUUACUUCUUUAAUGUUUAAGUGUUUAUAUUGAUAAUGGGCAACAAGUGGUCAUCUAACUGGUGGCCAUCAUGUAGAAUGCCCACUGGCAGAGUAGCUAAAUUUAGUCAUCCAAAUAUAAUGUGUAGAAUGGCUGCAGUUACUCCCAGUCCAGAAAUGUUUUUAUUAAAUUGUUAUACCGCCUUGGUGUUUGAAUUUGGUGUAUCCUCAUGGAAGCUCAGGUUUGGUUAAAUUAUUGCAGAAAGCUUCUGAUUUAUAGAGGUUAUAAGGGAACACGUCAACUCGGUAAGAAGACCAUUUGAGACACCGAUCUUACGUCACCUAAACACAUCAUGCUAACUCUGCGAACAAAAUCAGAUACCUGGGCAUUGAGUGCCCAAUCCCAAUGUAAAGGGAAUUGGGACCGCAGAUUGCGACAAAGAAAAUCAUAUUAAAUGUAUAGACUUAACACACUUUCACCACACGGCCUGAAUGAGGGUUUUUCCUUUUCUGCCUUUCUGUACAACUCUCUCUACAACAUGGAUUCAACAAUGCUGAGUGAUUUUUCUCAAGAUCCCUACCUUUCUUUUCUAUAUCUAUAGAUAUGUAAAUAUUUUAAUUGUGAGCAGUCUCUUGUCAUGGUUAGUAGUAAUGUCGUUGUUGUGACUGUGCUGUAGAUGGACUACAGACACAAUAUAUGUGUACUAACCAGCCACAAUGAAAAAACAUACCUAAUAAUGCACUUUCUGACUCUCCUAACUCUUUAUUCAGUCACCAAAAUCAAACUGGCAGCUAUAACCUAGUGAAUACAAAGGUACAUGAAGCAUUUUGCACACCAACAGCCGUUGAGUUAAUAUAUUGUGUAUGAGAUCCCCAAACGUGCUAGAAUAACUUCAUACUGGGGCAACUCCUGCAACUUUAAUUUACCUUCAAUUUGACUUAUAAUUACGAUUAUCACUAAAUGCAAACAUAAUUAACAUUUAUUUAUUUUUACUUUAUUUGUGGCUUUGUGCAUCCUUGUUGAACUCCUUAUAUUAAAAAUAUUAAGAAUCCCGUUUUUGGUUAGGGGACAAAAUGAGAAAUUCGUAUAGACGUCCAGUAUGACCGUCUCUGAGAACCGUACUAAUUCCUCUCAUUUAAUGUAAAUCCUCCCCUCUGUUUCAGUACCAGAAUUUGAGAUUUGUUACGUGCCUGCACCUUAGCCAUCUCCACCUGCACCAGUCUUGCUGACCGAUGACGUAUCUAACACCACUAACACAGAGCCUGGUAAAAGUGGGACCGGUGCUAUUUAUGUGACUGGUCUCCUUUUCAACCAUCGAAUUAACUGUUUUAUAUCCUAAUCUUUAAUGCUAGCUGUUACUGCUGGGCUGGGGUCAUAACCAUGUUUACUGAUAAUGAGUUUGUGCAGGGCCGCCAUCAGAGCAUGACAACCGCAACGGUUGUCAUGGGCCCGGCGGUCCUUGGGGGCCCGGACUGCUCAGGUCGUCCGGGCCCCACAUUCAGUGGGUACAUACCGGGUCGCAGGGGGCCCUGCGACCCGGUAUGUACCCACAGGGCCAGCCUCUUCUCCUGGGGGGCCCAGCAGCCGGUCACCUCAGGGCCCCCCAGAGGCUGGCCCUGCUGACACCCGGCGGGCCGGCGCGCGAGGGAGCACUCUCUGUGUGCUUAAUCUUCAGCUCCCUCGCGCACCGUACUGAUGCCGGAGCCGGAAGAUGACGUCAUCUUCCGGCUCUGGCAUUAGUACGCGGCGCGCGAGGGAGCUGAAGAGGAAGCACACAGAGAGUGCUCCCUCGCGCGCCGGACGUCUGCAGGGAGAAAAUGAGUGAGUGAGUGAGGGGGGAGAAAAUUUGUGGGAGUGGGGGGGAGAGGGAGGGAAGAAAAUUGAGUGGGCAGGGAGAGGGAGGGAGGAAAUUUGAGUGGGGGAGAGGAAGGGAGGAAAUUUGAGGGAGAGGAAGGAAAUUUGAGGGAGGGAGAGGAAGGAAAUUUGAGGGGGGAGGGAGAGGAAGGAAAUUUGAGGGGGGGAGGGAAAGGAAGGAAAUUUGAGGGGAGGGAGGAGAGAAGAAAUUUGAGGAGGGGGGGAGAGGAAGGAAAUUUGAGGGAGGGAGGGAGGAAGGAAAUUUGAGGGGGGAGGGAGGAAGGAAAUUUGAUGGGUGGAGAAGAAGGAAAUGAGAGGGAGGGGGAGAAGAAGGAAAUGAGAGGGAGGGGGAGAAGAAGGAAAUAGACGGGGGUAGGGGGAGAGAUUGACAUCCAUCACACACACACACAAUGCACCCCUUGCACACAGAAAAACACACAAUACAUUACACACAGACACAUACACAAGCAAUGCAUCCCUUACACACAGCAACACACAAUGCACCCCUUACACACACUCAGUGCAUCCCUUACAGACGCACACACUGCAUCCCAUACAUACACAAACUCACCUUGGAGCCCUUACACAUGCAAACACAGAUUCACACAAUGCAUUCCUUACACACAUCAGGACAUCCCCCCCCACACACACACCCCUGUGAACAAACUCAUUGGUGAAACAUAAAGGUGGACCCUGGGACCCAGACCUUGAGCUGUGUAAAGGGCCCUCAAAAAAAAUGGUGCUGCUCCCCGUUCUCCCAGAACAUUGAUUUUUGUGACCACAGUCAGGGCCGCCAUCAGGGGGUGACAACCAUAACGGUUGUCACGGGCCCGGCGGCCCUGGGGGGCCCGGCCACCCGGGCCCCACAUGUGGGUCCCAUCGGAUGGCCACACACUUAGGGCCACCCGAUGGGCCCUAAAUCUUCAGUAGCCCGGUCAGCCAAAAAAAAGUCGCAAGUGCUGCUGGGAGGAAGUGGUCACUUCCUCCCAGCCCACUCCACGCGGGAGGAGCGCGCGGCCGGUUAAGUGGGAGAACCAGGCAGUGAAGAGGGAGCCGCGCCGACUCCCAUCAUCCCCAGCCACCCUCCUGCAAAGAAAAGGUAAGAGACAGGAGGGUGGCUGGAAAAUGAGCUGUGUGUGUGUGUCUGUAUGCAUGUCUGUCUGUAUGUGUAUGCCUGUCUGUAUGCAUGUCUGUCUGUGUAUGUAUGUCUGUGUGUGUCUGUAUGUAUGUGUAUGCCUGUCUGUAUGCAUGUCUGUCUGUCUGUCUGUAUGCAUGUAUGUCUGUCUAUGUAUGUAUGUAUGUGUAUGUCUGUCUGUCUGUAGGCAUGCAUGUAUAUCUAUGUUAUGUAUGUCUGUCUGUGUAUGUAUAUCUGUCGGUCUGUAUGCAUGUAUGUGUAUGUAUGUCUGUCUGUAUGCAUGUCUGUGUGUGUCUGUAUGUAUGUCUGUGUGUAUGUCUAUGUUUGUCUGACUGUAUGCAUGCAUGUGUGUAUGCAUGUGUGUAUGUAUGUCUGUCUGUAUGUAUGUGUAUGUCUGUAUGUAUGUCUAUGUAUGUAUGCAUCUAUGUCUGUCUGUAUGUCAUUAUAUAUGUAUGUCAGUAUGAAUGUAUGCCUGCAUAUCAUUAUGAACGUAUGUGUGUAUGUGUGUAUGGAUGUCUGUAUGCAUGUAUGUCUGUCAAUAUGUCUGUAUAUAUGCAUGUAUGUCAGUCUGAAUGUAUGUAUGUAUGUCUGUAUGCCCUUAUGAAUGUAUGUCUGUUUAUGUCUGUAUGCCAUUAUGAAUGUAUGUGUGUAUGGAUGACAGUGUCUGUAUGUCUGUCAGUAUGUCUGUGUGUGUGUAUGUAUGUAUGCAUAUCGGUGUCUGUAUGUAUGUAUGUGUCUUUAUGUCCUCAUGCAUGUGUGUCUGUAUGUAUGUUAGUAUGUGUCUGUCUGUCACUAUGUAUGCCUGUGUGUAUGUCUCAGUAUGUAUGCCUGUAUGCGUGUAUGUCUGUUUCAGUAUGUGUGUCUGUUAGUAUGUAUCUCUGUCUUUUUGUAUCAGUGUGUGUGUUUAUGUCUGUGUGUGUUUUCCUGUGGGCGGUAUUUGGAGGCGGACCCAGUGGGCGGUAUUUGGAGGCGGGCCCCAGGGGCCCCAGACCCUGAGCUGAGUUAGGGGCCCCAAAAUUUCUGGUGGCGGCCCUGACCACAGUUACAAAUCGCCUCCAGAGAGCCUGUUCUACACCAGACCAAUGGAGCCAGACGGCAGCUAGAGCCCAUCAUCAACCUCAUCUGGUUGUAAGUAGGCAAUCUAGUAUAUUAUUCGUGGCACUAAGCUCUAAUUUACCUCACAUUAAAGGGACACUAUAGUCCCCAGAACCACUGCAGCUUAAUGUAGUGGUUCUGGUGUCUAUAGCCUGUCCCUGCAGGCCUUUAAUUGUAAACACGGCAGCACUGUGUUAGUUAACAUGGCAGAUCAUAUGGGUGGGGCAUUGUGAUGUCACAUGGGAGGCGGCAAACUUUACUUUUGUCUAGGGCGGCAAAAAUCCUUGCACCGGCCCUGCAGACACUGCAUCCCUGUGGGUGGACUCAGGGGGGGAGACUCGGGUGCAGGCACCGGGGGGCCCAGACCUUGAGCUGUGUCAGGGGCCCCAAAAUUUCUGAUGGCAGCCCUGAGUUUGUGCUCCGUGUUGGAGUAUUAUCUGUCUGUAAUGGUAAUCCUGGUGUAUCCCUGUUUUCUAAAUAAUUAACAUUCAUUUCUCCCAGAGGCCUCAUCUCUCCAGACUACACCCUGUGAUACCCCAUGUUAAAGGGACACUAUAGUCACCAAAACAACUUUAGCUUAAUGAAGCAGUUUUGGUGUAUAGAUCAUGCCUCUGUGUCACUGCCCAAUUAUCUGUCAUAUCAGAGUUAAAUCACUUUUGUUUGUUUAUGCAGCCCUAGCCACUCAAAUCACCUGGCUGUGACACACACAACCUGUAGAAGGCAAAAUGGCUUGAUUUUCUAUCAGUUAUAACUAACUUUAAAAGUUGUGUUUUUUUUUUUUUAAAUCUCCUGCUCUGUAAAUUGAACUUUAAUUACACACAUGAGGCUAUUAAAGCAGGAAAUAAUAAAUUAUAUUAUUCCAUACGUACUGUAGGAAUGUUUGAUGCUAAGUUUUCACAUUCAUAUAAGAGAAGUGCUUCAGAUCUCACCAGACACACCAAUCCCCGUCCUGUAUGAACUCAAUGAUAGGAAGGAUAUACCCUUCCAUACACCAACAAGCCUUCUCCCAGCCAUAUCCUUUUUUUAUGGGGUUUUGCCUUACCCUUACGGAUUGUGAGUUUCUUACCAUCUUGAAACAUUUGUUUACAUUUUAGGUGGCUCCCCCCCCCCCACCUUGCCACUCCUAGAGUGUUAACCAGUCAGGUUACUUAGGGGGUGGGUUGAUGACCCUGUAUGCCCUUCUCUGUGACCUCCCACAGAGAACAGCUGAUGGUACUUGUUAGUUAAUGAUAAGGACAUAAAGCUGACAGACAAGCUGCCCACAGUAGUAUGCUCCUGACGACAGCGUGCUGACACGCGAAACGCGUGUCAAUCUUUCUGUUUCUUUCCUUUCACACCUCACUAGGUAGCACAAUUUUCAUACCAUUGUGUUUAUCUUCUUUUUAGGGAGGUUUAUUUCACGUUUUUCUUUUUCUUUGGCAAGCUGUAAUAGGGAGAGAUGGUUUAGGUAGACAUUAGUGGCUUGUCCACCGUGUCGAGGUAAUCUAAGGGAAGGCCUUCUAAGUUUUUGUUAGGUUUGAUUAGAUUCUCCAAUCUCCUACUUAUCUUUCCCUCUUACCUGACAUAUCUGCCUAUCCAUUUAGUCAGUUGCUAGAGGGAACGGGGUACUUUAGCACCAUAAUCAUGGUAGUAACAGUAGUUACAUUUUUGUUACACUAUAUUCAAGAGCUAAAUUGUCUUCCUCUGGUUCCCCCCAUUUCCUGUGAGUUAGAGCACUGUAGCUCACAUAUCCCCGUUGCACCGUUUAGCUAAUCUGCCUUUUUUCCUUUUGGCUUGCCUUUUAUGCAUAUUCCUAGAUUGAUUAAAAGUUGGGUUUCCUUCCCUUUUCCCUCUUUUUAUAUUUUUAUGCCAGUGAAGCCCCUGCCACUAGUCUCCCUCAGUGGGACACUAUAUUUCCCACUUUUACGCUAUUAGAGGGUUAUGCCCUCAUCCUAUGAGCUCCACUAUAGGUGGUCACAGGGCUGCAACCCACUAGCCCUUAAUUUGCAUCCAGGCUCCUGGACUGCACUGCUGUUUUCCUUUAUCCUUUGUUAUAUACAAUAUAAGCAAAGGUAGCUGUCAAUAAGCUACAGUUUCUACUGGAACAAAGGUCUAGUUCUCACCCCAAAAAAGGCUAUUUGAGACCAAAGGGGCCUCACUCCUUGGCAAGGACCCAAAUCUAUAUCUAUAUCUUAAUGUUAACCAGCUUGACAGUCUAUGGGGAGAAAUAUCCAAAAAUACAGAAUACAUAAAAACCGGGCUGGGGAAAAAACAAGAUGAUGUGGGAAAAAAAAAAAAACAAACUCUAUCCAUUUCAGUUCAUUGACGUGGUCUGCGUGCAGUGCCCCUGUCAGUUUAACCUUGCCAUAGUAAUUGUUGCAGUUAUCGAGAAACUGCAAUAAUAACCUUGCAGGGUUAUCUCCACCUCUAGUGGCUGUCUAAAAGUCACUAGAGAUGUCUCCAGAUGAUGAGGAAACUUUUGGUUGCCUAACUGACACUGGACUUCCUCACUCUAUGCAUGACGACAUCAGCGUCCUAUAGGAUUGCCCUAAUGCGAUCACUAGUUAGUGCCGAGGCAGAGCCUGACCCUCGGCAUUGGGUUUAGGUAAGUGACAAACCUAAGAGGUUAUAACAAACUGGAGCCUGUUUUCCUUAGGACGUUUGGUUCUGACCUACACUGUCUGGCAAUUCUUUUCCAAUAUGGAACUAACAAACGCGAUACCACUGCUCCAUAUCAGUACUUAGUUGUUCCAUUCAGCUAUAUGAAUAUGUGAAAUCUCUAACAAAGUCAGUCCUAAAACACUUUUUUUUCUUCUUCUCUGUCCCUAUUCCACCUCCCUCUAUUUGUAGAAACUGCAAACAGUCAAGAACUUCCACCUGUGGGAAAAGAAUCAGAACCACCUACUUGCCCAGAACCUGGUAGGUCUAUUGCUUUAGUUACAGGGUCCCUCCCAAAUAAUGUAAAUAUAAAUAUUUUGAUAGAUGCUGGAUACACCAUCUUGUAUCUGGCUCAUUGUGGAAGUUGGCCACAACAAAAGCCAGUUCCAAACACUCCUGUAGGUUGAAUAUGCUAUACUUACUGUUUUUACAAAGUACUGAUACAAUAACGGCAGUAAAAAUAUGCCUCUUGUCUCUCAAACCUCCCAUCAUUUAGCCCCUAUGAACAGGUUUUAUAGUACAGACCGCACUCAUUACCUUUUUAUUAGGGACAGGGCCAGUUCCUUACAGUGUGGUCUAGUGAACAUGUAGCACCUCCACCAACUUGGUGUUCUAGAAGACACAUUGGAAUUUUGUAUACAUAUCCAAUCUUUCCUAUUUACCCAAUCUAUUUUCAGAGAUUGCAGAAUGUCAAGCUAUCCCUCCUCCGGUUCCUGAUGCAGAAGAGUCAGAACAGCCUAAAACCGACCCAGAACCUGGUAUGUCCAUGUCUAGUCAGAUUUCCUUUUCUGCCUUUCUGUACAACUCUCUCUACAACAUGGAUUCAACAAUGCUGAGUGAUUUUUCUCAAGAUCCCUACCUUUCUUUUCUAUAUCUAUAGAUAUGUAAAUAUUUUAAUUGUGAGCAGUCUCUUGUCAUGGUUAGUAGUAAUGUCGUUGUUGUGACUGUGCUGUAGAUGGACUCCAGACACAAUAUAUGUGUACUAACCAGCCACAAUGAAAAAACAUACCUAAUAAUGCACUUUCUGACUCUCCUAACUCUUUAUUCAGUACUGGGGCAACUCCUGCAACUUUAAUUUACCUUCAAUUUGACUUAUAAUUACGAUUAUCACUAAAUGCAAACAUAAUUAACAUUUAUUUAUUUUUACUUUAUUUGUGGCUUUGUGCAUCCUUGUUGAACUCCUUAUAUUAAAAAUAUUAAGAAUCCCGUUUUUGGUUAGGGGACAAAAUGAGAAAUUCGUAUAGACGUCUAGUAUGACCGUCUCUGAGAACCGUACUAAUUCCUCUCAUUUAAUGUAAAUCCUCCCCUCUGUUUCAGUACCAGAAUUUGAGAUUUGUUACGUGCCUGCACCUGAGCCAUCUCCACCUGCACCAGUCUUGCUGACCGAUGACGUAUCUAACACCACUAACACAGAGCCUGGUAAAAGUGGGACCGGUGCUAUUUAUGUGACUGGUCUCCUUUUCAACCAUCAAAUUAACUGUUUUAUAUCCUAACCUUUAAUGCUAGCUGUUACUGCUGGGCUGGGGUCAUAACCAUGUUUACUGAUAAUGAGUUUGUGCUCCGUGUUGGAGUAUUAUCUGUCUGUAAUGGUAAUCCUGGUGUAAUCCUGUUUUCUAAAUAAUUAACAUUCAUUGCUCCCAGAGGCCUCAUCUCUCCAGACUACACCCUGUGAUACCCCAUGUUAAAGGGACACUAUAGUCACCAAAACAACUUUAGCUUAAUGAAGCAGUUUUGGUGUAUAGAUCAUGCCUCUGUGUCACUGCCCAAUUAUCUGUCAUAUCAGAGUUAAAUCACUUUUGUUUGUUUAUGCAGCCCUAGCCACUCAAAUCACCUGGCUGUGACACACACAACCUGUAGAAGGCAAAAUGGCUUGAUUUUCUAUCAGUUCUAACUAACUUUAAAAGUUGUUUUUUUUUUUUUUUUAAUCUCCUGCUCUGUAAAUUGAACUUUAAUUACACACAUGAGGCUAUUAAAGCAGGAAAUAAUAAAUUAUAAAUUAAACAGAAUUUGCAAUAAAGGAAGUAUAAACAUGACAUGACUCUUUACAGGAAGUUUUUAGGAGGGCUAUGUAAGUCACAUGCAGAAAGGUGUGACUAGGGCUGCAUGAACAAAGAGAUUUAACGAUCUAUACACCAAGACUGCUUGGUUAAGCUAAAGUUGUUUUGGUGACUAUAUUGUCCCUUUAAAUAGUUAUAUCAUUGUAUUUGUGGCUUAUGCUCUCCCUACAGUUUUUUUAAAAUGAGUAUUCAAUACAGUAUUGGAACUCAGUAUACAGUAUCUCACAAACGUGAGUACACCCCUCAUAUAUUUGUAAAUAUUUAAUUAUAUCUUAUGUGACAACACUGAAGAAAUGACACUAUGCUACAAUGUAAAAUAGUAAGUGUACAGCCUGUAUAACAGUGUAAAUUUGCUGUCCGCUCAAAAUAACUCACAUCCAUUAAUGUCUAAACUGUUGGCAACAAAAGUGAGUACACCCCUAAGUGGAAAUGUCCAAAUUGGGCCCAAUUAGCCAAUUUUUCUCCCCAGUGUCAUGCGACUCGUUAGUGUUACAAGAAGCAGGUGUGUUACAUUUGGUGUUGCUCUCAUACUGGUCACUGGAAGUUAAACAUGGCACCUCAUAGCAAAGAACUCUCUGAGGAUCUGAAAACCAAAUUGUUGAUCUACAUAAAGAUGGCUUAAGACCCUGAAAAUGAGCUGCAGCAUGGUGGGCAAGACCAUACAGUGGUUUCACACAGGUUCCACUCAGAACAGGCCUCGCCAUGGUUGACCAAAAGUUGAGUGCACAUGCUCAGCGUCAUAUCCACAGGCUGUCUUUGGGGAAAUAGACGUAUGAGUGCUGCCAGCCUUGCUACAGAGGUUGGGGGGGAGGAGGUCAGCCUGUCAGUGCUCAGUCCUUAAUCACACACUGCAUCAAAUUUGGUCUGCUUGGCUGUCGUCCCAGAAGGAAGCCUCUUCUAAAGAUGAUGGACAAGAGAGCCCACAAACAGUUUGCUGAAGACAAGAAGACUAAGGACAUGGAUUACUGGAAUGUCCUGUGGUCUGAUGAGACCAAGAUAACCAUAUUUGGUUCAGAUGGUGUCAAGCAUGGUGGUGGGAGUGUCAUGGUCUGGGCCUGCAUGAGUGCUGCUGACACUGGAGAGCUACAGUCCAUUGAGGGAAACAUGAAUGCUAACAUGUGCUGUGACCUAUUGAAGCAGAGCAUGAUCCCUUCCCUUCAGAGACUGGGCCACAAGGCAGUAUUCCAACAUGAUAACCCCAAACACACCUCCAAGACGACCACUGCCUUGCUAAAGGUGAUGGACUGGCCAAGCGUGUCUCCAGACCUAAACCCUAUUGGGUAGCUGUUGGAGAGCGUAAGGUCUCCAACAUCCACCAGCUCCGUGAUGUCCUCAUGGAAGAGGACUCCAGUGCCACCCUGUGAAGCUCUGGUGAACUCCAUGCCCAUGAGGGUUAAGGUAGUGCUGGAAAAUAAUGGUGUCCACACAAAAUAUUGACACUUGGGCCCAAUUUGGACAUUUCCACUUAGGGGUGUACUCACUUUUGUUGCUAACGAUUUAGACAUUAAUGGCUGUGUGAGUUAUUUUGAGGGGAUAGCAAAUCUACAUUGUUAUACAGGCUGUACAGUUACUACUUUACAGUGUAGCAGUGUUUUCACAUGCAAUAUUUACAAAAAUGUGAGGGGUGUACUCACUUUUGUGAGAUAUUGUAUGUCACCAAUGGGAGAUGUAUAACUAACAUAAUUUUUUUUUUCUUCUUAAUUUCAUUAUCAACAUGUCAUGGAAGAUUUGGCCAAGUGCAUGUGUGCAAUCCUUUAGGGCAUUUAACGAUCCUUUAGGACAAUUUAGCGAGCCAUAUAUUAUCCCUAUGACGCUCUAAAUACCUUGUUCCAAUUGCCUCUAAUGUAGAUCUCAUUCAAUACACAUUCUCUUACAACUCUAGGCCUUUUAACAAUAUUGCUCCAAUUCUUUCACAUCCCUCAUUCAUGACCCAAGAAUUUGCUACUUGUUUAAAUGGCAAGGAUCGGGAACUUGCUUGUCUCUAUAGCUUCCGGUUUACUAUGUGUGCAGCCACAUGGCCCUGUGAUCCUUUCCUAUCCACUUAAUAUUUUCACUUGUAUUUAAUAUCUUACUUUAUUUACCUUCAAGCACACACUUUAUUCUAUCAAACUAUUAUCCACUCUCGUUUCCCUGUUAAUCAACAUCGUUAUUUCAAGGAGUUUAGAUUAUUUCACUCUUCUCUGACUGUCUUGCAUUUGUGUCUGUAAAGCGGAAAAAACCCCACCAAAACAACCAUACAAAAGCUGUUUUAAUGACAUGAUCUUGGCAAAAUGUAAAUGAACUUCCCUACGAAGUCGAGACUGUUAAACUUCUCUACCUACUUUACUCCAUAGACAUUUGAUAUAUUUCUGGUUAUCUCCAAUUGUUCCUUCUCUUCCUAUUGCACCUUCCUCUUAAUGAAAAUGUUUACUCUAAUCCUUUAUCACUACACAUCUUCUCUUGGCCAUCAUAUACUUUUUAUGAGUUAUAAUCAAACUUGCCUGUCCUAUAAUUAUUUGUAGAAGAUGAACAAUGUAGUAACCAGGACAUCUUAUUCGUUCUGUCUGGGUUUCGUGUGCAGUUUUUAAUCUUUAUUUUACUCUUUAUUCAAUGUAUCCAGUGUUGCUAUAGAAUAUAUUGUUGCUAUAUGGGUAAAGAUAAUCCUUAGCAUGAACCAAUACAUUAUUAUAUUAUACUAGAUAACGCUGUAAGUAGGGGUUGGCUCCUCCACAAAGUGAAUUCAGCUGCUGAAUAUAUCUGAGUUGGUCUCUACAUUCCUCUUCUGAUUCUAGAAAUAGCUGUCUGUCCGAUUUAUGGACCAGCAACUACACAAGAAAACAAUGAUGAAUCCAAACCUUCUGAAGAUUCAAACCCUGGUUAGUUUGGAAGAUUCUGACUGUAGUAGGGGAGGAGGGAGGGGAAUGAAAUGAGGGGCUGUAAACUAAUUUUAUGGAACUACAAAUCACAAAACAAGCAAAACCGUUUAUUCAUUAUGUUUUCAUUUAUUUUGUGAUAUGUUAAUAUGGCUUUUCAAAGCUACAGACACCGAAUGCACAAAUCUACUUGGCUUAUACCCUCACCAGAUCUUCAUUAAAAAAAAAAAUCUACACCUUACAAAAACCCCUACAGUUUUUCUGUCUUCUUGUAUUUGUCCCCUCUUCUUGUGAACUUAGACUUUAUACUUCACUUAUUGGCACUGAUCUUAAACCCAACUGUCUGGUUUCAGUGUGUGGUUGUUCUGCUCUUUACUCUGUAUGUUGUACUGCUGUACAAUUUAUUGAUGUAAUGAAGAUAAUCCUGAGAACAUAUUGUAUUAAUACUGUAAGUAGGACUAGGCUCCUCAGUGAUGUGAGCUGCAAAAUAUAUAGUAUUUGACUUGGUCUCAAUGUAUUCUUGAUUCUAGAUGUAGCUGGACCAGAAACUACACAAGAAAACAAUGAUGAAUCCAAACCAUCUGAAGAGCCAAAACCUAGUAUGUUUAGAAGUUUUCAAUUUUAGUAACCCUUCUCCUCUUAACAAACAUAGCAUAGACCUUCAUAGAAUCUUCACACCAUCAAGGAUACCUUCUAUACAAAACCCUCCACAACCUGGCUUUUAUUUAUUUUUUGUCCCCUCCCCCCCCCGACCCUUCCCAAUCUCUUCUGACAGGUUUACACUCUCCACAUCGCUCCUCAAUUACUGUUUAAGGCUCUGCACACGCUGUCUUGAACUCUUAAGAUGACACGACCCAUUGUAAAUGUUUUACUAAAUCAUUCUAAAGGCCUCUAACAAGGCCCCCUCUAUUACUAUUAGCCCAUUAAAUCCACCAUCUGGCACAUAGAAAUCCAUAGUGUAACUGUGUUUCUUUACUCACGCGUGGAAUCCAAAAACUGGAGGAACACCUUUUUUGCUCCCCUCAAACGCAAUUGUUUAAUGACAUCGUGGACACUGGAAAGGAUCUAAUUAGUAUCUUAUUUUUUCACAUUUUAUUUUUAUUAUAGUGUUGUAGAAUUUAUUUGUGCUAUAUAGGUGAUGAGGAAGAUAACACAGAGAUCUUACCAAUAAUUGAGUGUGUUAUACUAGAUAAUACUGUGAGUAGGGUUAUCCUCCUCCUUCCAGAGUGAAUUCAGCUGCAAAAAAUCUGAGUUUGUCUCCAUGUAUUCCUCUCCUGAAUCUAGAAAUAGCUGUCUGUCCAAUUUUUGGACCAGCAACUACACAAGAAAACAAUGAUGAAUCCAAGCCAUCGGAUUCAGAACCUGGUAAGUUUAGGAGCUUUCAGCUUUUCAAACACUUCUCCUGUUAACUGCUGUCUUACUUCUAAUGUUUAUUGCUAUGAAUGUUGUAGUUGUACUACUUCAAAGAACGUCAGCAAAAUUUUUCUAAAUGUGUCUUUUCAUAUGUAUUAACUAGUCUAACCAAUGUGGCCAUAUGUAAAUGUCCUAAUGACCUGUGCCGUCUCCUGGUUCUGAUAUGAUAUACUAGUUUAAGUACCCGCCUCCUGGUCUGUGUUUAUGCUUGAAAUGGGGCGAGUUUAACUAAUACUAGUGUAACUUCUGCAUGUUGGCCGUCUUAAGGAACACUUUAUCAUUGAAUACAUCUUUGUAUUCAUAACACUAACGUGCUCUGCAGUCCCCUCCCUGGGUCCCUGCUAGCUGUAAAGGGUUAUAAUAAACCUUUAUUCACUUACCUGAUGCCGCGCUCCUCUUCCUCAAACGUCUUCCAAAAGAGGAGAUAAUGCACAUUAGGCCUUCACCAUAGGAAAGCAUUGCCUCACUGCUUUCCUAUGGGGCUCUAUCUGACAUUGGACGUCCUCAUGCAGAGCGUUGGGACAUUCAGAGUCACUCUGUGACACUCCAGGUAGCGCUUAUAAUAGCUGUCUGUAGACUGCCACUAGAGGCAGUCUUAAUACUCUAAAACUGCAAUGUUUCACAUUGCAGGACUAUGGGUGAUGGGGACACUGCACCCAGACCACUUCAAUGGUAUGAAGUGCCUAUAGUGUGCUUUAAGCAUAUAGAACUUUGGUAUAACUAUUUAGGGGACUGAGUGGACCACUGUAUAAAAUUGACAAUGAUUCUUCAUAAGUGAUGGUGAAGAUAGGGCAGUCAGUGGGUGUGAAGAAAAUCCUAGGUUUAAAUCAAACAAUUUCUGAACAAAGGCAUGCUAGGCAGCAUAGCAUCAUGUUUUUGUUGAUUAGAAUGACUGACAUAUGUUGUACUUAGCUGCUCUCCCUAAAACUAGAUCUUGUGUAUCUAAUGAUUAUCUGGUCUCUACCUCCAGUUGCUAUAGCCUGCCCAUUGGAACCACCACUAGAAAAUCCAGGUCAAUCAGAACCUUCUAAAGAACCAGAACCUGGUUAGUAUGUUUGUGCAAUUUGUUUCCAUGUUCAAUUCUGUAUUUAAUGUUUUUUGUUGCCAAGUUCUGUCUGCCAGUCUCUCUAGUCUGAGUGGUCAGUUCGAACUGACACGCCAUCUGACUGUUUGGGGCUCAUUGCUUUUAGUAAGAUCUGGUGUGGGUUUGUUAUCUCUUUGUAGAUAGUGGUAGGCUGUUUGUUUUUUCGGAAACUUCAGCAGUCUAGGCCAGCACAUUCUCUAAUUUCCUGCCUACGGGCACUGUUUUUAUUUAAUUGGUAGAUCUGUGUAUGUUCAGUUGGUCUCUGUAUUGGCAGAAUACAUUGGUUCAGUUUGUUAUAAGGAAACCUCAUGGUAAGUUUCAGGUGUAACUAAUAACUAUAUCUCCAUACUUGUACUAGUAUCUACUUACUUGUAUUACAGGUACACUAUCUGCAAUCACAAAACUAUCUUGACAGCCAGGAUAAAUCCAGAUAAUUUGUUGCAGAGCUGUAACAGUGGAAAGUGGGGAAUUUGAAAACUUAAAGGAGCACUAUAGGAGUAUUAGCUCCACCCCUCCUGCUGGGCUUAAGGGGUUAAAACCCCUUCAGCCACUUACCUUAAUUUAGCACCGGGAUCCCUCGUUGCUCGUGACCUCAGCUCCAAAUGCACAUGCACAGCAAGAGCAGUGCGCGCAUCCAAACCACCCAUAGGAAAAGCAUUACUUAAUGCUUUCCUAUAAACGUCAGCGUCAUCUCCGUAUGAUUUUUCAGAAUCGCGGUAGACAGCCACUAGAGGCUGGAUUAACCCUCAAUGUAAACAUAGCAGUUUCUCUGAAACCUAUUUUCAGCUGCAGGGUUAAAAACAGGGGGACCUGGCAGCCAGACCACUUUAUUGAGCUGAAGUGGUCUGGGUGCCUAUAGUGGUCAUUUAAUGUGAGCCUUCCUUGUGCACCCCAUAUUCCUUUGUCCUCUCUUUGGUGAGAGUUGAAGUCAGACACUCUGUACAUCCAUGGAGUUGCCUUUAACAGGGCUGGAUCAACUGGAAGAGGGACUGUGCUCUCCUUGCAAACCUUGAAAAAGGAGAACUGCCCACCGUCAGAGGACCCAGAAAAUACUGGAGCAUAUGUAGUACUUAGAACGUUAAUAUCCUGACCUAAACAGCCAAGUGGGUGAAGUUAUUGGUAUGCUCCCAUAUUUUGUCCAGGAAAACCUAUUUUUUUUUUUUUUUCCCAAAACUGCUUAAAGCAUACACUUUUUUUUUUUUUAACCCCUUAAGGACCGAACUUCUGGAAUAAAAGGGAAUCCUGACAUGUCACACGUCAUGUGUCCUUAAGGGGUUAAACAUACAACAGAAAAUCCCUGUACAAAUUUGUAUUCUUGUGAGCGUGUAUUUAUACAGCAGGGAUAGAAGUUGGGUACCAUGAGAGCUCAAUUUCUAGUCAAGCAGUUUACCCAAAAACUGGAGGAUCACUACACUAUGUUAUAGUGCUCAUUAGACUUUAUUUUCUAUUUUUUGUUUUGAGCUAAUCUAAAUCACUUUUUUUUUUUAAUUUUUAUUUAUCCCCACUGGAAUAAAUAAAUCUGGCCGUGAUUUACUUGGCGUCUUAUUCAAUGGAUUACAAGAAAUUGAUUCGGACAAAAGCCUAAAAUCGUUUCCAAAAUGCAAUAUCUAGGAUAGGGUUGUUUAAUUGGCUGUCAGGUCAAUAAAAAAGGGAAUUGGGGGCAUAUACUGUUUCCGGAGGAAUAACCGGAAAAAACUGCAGAAGCCACACAUAGAGAUAUGGACCCAAGUCUUCAGGAAGUAACAGGUCUUGGACACUGAUCGGGUCUCAGAUGAACUCCUGUUUCAAAAAUAUUUGAGAGGCAGAAAGCAUGGUGCAGAGGCCCUUUGUUAGCAGCAUAUCCCCUCCCAUAAAGUAUAACCCCUCCUAUAUUCUUCAGACCAAUCAGCACACAGGAAAUUCAGGAUCACCUUAUAUGGGCAGAGCACAUGGCUUGUUAAAGACAAAGGAAUGUACUAUCCACUUCCACACAUGCUCAGUAUACUGAUGACUCAUCCAGCUGUUUGUAAUCAGAUACUAAUUAGCAUGCGCAACGUGGAGAUUUCGGCCUUCUAAAUUUUGACAAUGCAGGAAUCCCAUCACAAUACAAAAUACAGAUUAAGGAACAGCGCACAUGACUUUAAAAGCUGCCAAAUCAAUGGCACCUUAAAAGGUCCUUGCAGUUUGUACUCAUUCCCUUUCAGAUCUGAUACAUCCAGUGACUCAGAAAAAUAUAAUAUGUGCAGGCAUACAUGCAGUAGGAUAGUGAGUGAUGCACACAUUUAUCCUCCAAACCAUGUAUCCCUUUAAGCUAAAAACUGCAUUGUUGGUGAGUCUAUACACACACUUCAUGACCCAUAGUUUGAGUCAAAAUACAGAGCCUUAAUAAAAUCUAACUUACUCCUUUCUAAUGUGAUCUGGCUGUCCAGUCAUGCAGUAAAAACCCUCCCUAUUUCACAUGUAUUUUUAAACUUUAGUAAAUUUAAUAUUUCUUUUUCUCCGUUCUAGAAAGCAAAGAUCCUGAGGAGACGCCUCUUUCUCGGCUGCUUUCUCUACAAAAUUCCGACGGGUUCUGGGCUCCCAAUGAGAAACUGGCCUCUGCCUUGGGAGUAUCGGAGGGCUUCAAUGAAAACCGUCCAGAGGUAACGAUCACUGCUGUGGUAAACUAAAUGAUUGUAUGGUUCAGAUUAUCCAACUAUCUCUAAUUUUAAAUCCAUGAUAAACAUGUUCUGUAUAGCAUCUUUCCUUACAUUUAUUUACUAGACCACAUUUAUUGAAAUGCCUUUCAUGGAUCGCUUGUGCCAGAAAAAGGUAGUAAACAAAAUAAAAAUAAAAAAUAGAUUUUAUUUCCUGACACCACUUCCUGUAUUACCAGCAGCUGCAUGAUACACACGGUUUUCUUUUAACUACUGGGACUGUAUAAUUCCUUAUUCUCUAUCAGAAGUUCCAUUGUCCACGUAGGUCCAAGGACUAGGUGUGCUAUACAAAGAUCUAUUCAAAAUAAAUGGACUGAUUAGAAAAUGUAACUUUUAUAGUUAAAACAUUCCAUUCCUUGUUACUCAGGCAAUUUGUCAGCUGAACAAUACAAAAGGAUUAAUCCUACUACAAAGCAAUAAUUGGUAUUGUGAUAAGACUAUUGAGGAGAAGUUGGAACAGGGCAGUUACUAACCCUCAUUCAUUAUUAAUUUAUAUAUAUAUUUUUCAACCCGUAGCUUCUUUACUGGCCUAAAGGUUAAUUAUAGAGUUAAUUUGUCACCAGGAGUCUUCAUUCUACAUGUACUCAUGGAAGUGAGCCCUAGUUUGUUGCCAUACUUAUAAACCAUACCCAGAGGAUGGUGUGCCUGCUCCCUUUGCCAGGCUGGGGUAAAUAUAUCUUCUAAUCUCUUCCAGGAAGCCGAUGUUCCAUUUUGGGCUACUGUCCUAGCGGUGCUUUCACUUCAUGGAUCUUUCACCGAGCAGAAGGAAGAGUGGGGUUCUCAGGGAGAGAAGGCGGUGUCAUGGCUCCAGUCCAAAAAUGGUAAUGUGUCAAUGGUUGUUACUGUGUAAUGACGACUAGAUUGGAAUUAACCACUGGUAGCUGCACACAGCAAGCCAGUAACAAGCUGUCUGACAUUGGUGGAAGUUGAUUGGAUUUGUAUGUGUACUUUUAGCACGCAUAACUAGUUUUAUUCAACAGCUUCUUAAAAGCAUUUACAACGUCACAUGGACCAUCUAAAAUGCUAAAGACCUCCCACUUUUCCUCUCUAUAUUGUUCCCAUGGUGAAAGGAUAGACAUUUAGAGGUACCUUGUAAGUCACAACUUUCUCACUUUUGUCCAAGCUUAGAUCUGUUUUUACUUACAGAACCUGCCUUGAAUGAUUUGGUCAAAGCUGGGAAUGAAUUGCUGAAAACGUCUGUGGAAGUUGCUGUAUUUGGCUUGUGAAAGGAGACCAUACUGACCAUGGGAUGGAUGGGAUACGAAGUCCUCUCUGAUACUGAAAUAUUCCUGCCAUACAUGUUCUCUCGCUGGCAUUCAGAAUGUAACCAUUAAAUUCCUUUAACCUGUAGACAAGGCUGCCUGUCUUUAUUACUCCUGCCUGGCCUUAAU
Messenger RNA from Pelobates cultripes (western spadefoot toad), 35227 nucleotides. NCBI's taxonomy places the organism in Eukaryota, Metazoa, Chordata, Amphibia, Anura, Pelobatidae. The record is from the annotation of a GenBank genome assembly.